AGGGUCCUCGUGAGGGUGGCCUGAACACUUUGUCCCAGCUUGGCUCAGCCUCUGUGACACCAGAAAGGUGCCAAGCCUAGAUCCUCUUCCACCCCGGACGCCAGGCUUGGUCAUUGGGUCAUGAGCUGCCCUGGUGCUGGGGAGGGCGGUGUCCAGAUUGGUGACAGCCCCUGAACUGGGCUCUUGAUGGUGGGCAGCCGCGGAGGGAGGGGCCCCGGGUCUGUGACGCUGCCGAGAACUGGGUCAAAGCGUCGCCCCCGAGGUUGCCGACCCCUCCCCCAGGGGCGUGGCGAGGCCGGCCCAUAUAGACGCGGCCUCACGGCAGAGCCCGAGCGCGGGCGACAGCAGGUAGGGCGGGCGGCUGGGGACGGGGCGGCAGCUGUGCCCGCUCCAGGGCGCCCGGAGGCCGCAGCCACCGCUCCAGUGGGGAGAGGACCAUGCGGGGACCCGAGCGGCCGGCGCUGACCCCGCCGGGGGCGCUGCCCGCGCUGCUACUGGCUCUAGCUGUGCGUGGGGCGGCAGCGGACACGCCCACGUACCCGUGGCGGGACGCGGAGACGCGGGAGUGGCUGGUGUGCGACCAGUGCCCCCCGGGCACCUUCGUGCAGCGGCCGUGCGGCCGGGACAGCCCCACGACGUGCGGCGCGUGCCCGCCGCGCCACUACACGCAGUUCUGGAACUACCUGGAGCGCUGCCGCUACUGCAACGUCAUCUGCGGGGAGCGCGAGGAGGAGGCGCGGCCGUGCAGGGCCACCCACAACCGCGCCUGCCGCUGCCGCCCCGGCUUCUUCGCGCACGCCGGCUUCUGCCUGGAGCACGCGCCCUGCCCGCCCGGCGCCGGCGUGGCGGCCCCCGGCACCCCCAGCCAGAACACGCAGUGCCAGCCGUGUCCCCCGGGCACCUUUUCAGCCAGCAGGUCGAGCUCGGAGCAGUGCCAGCCGCACCGCAACUGCACGGCCCUGGGCCUGGCCCUCAACGUGCCGGGCUCCUCCUCCCACGAUGCCCUGUGCACCAGCUGCACCGGCUUCCCACUCAGCACGCCCGAUUUCAGGGGACCAGGGACCGAGGAGUGUGAGCACGCCGUCAUCGAUUUCUUGGCUUUCCAGGACAUCUCCUUCAAGAAGCUCCUGCGGCUGCAGCAGGCCCUGACAGGCUCCGGGGGACAGAGUCCGUCGACACUGAGGGAGGGCCGCGUGGCUUUGCAGCUGAAGCUGCGGCAGCAGCUCACGGAGCUCCGAAAGGCGCGGGCCGAGCCGCUGUUGACACGGCUGCUGCGGGCGCUGCGUGAGGCCAGGCUGCCUGGGCUGGAGCGCAACAUCCGUGAGCGCUUCCUCCGGGUGCGCUGAGCACCCCCCUUUAUUUAUUCUACUCCCCGGCUGUGCCCCACCAUGGGCAUUGCCCCAAACCACACCAGAGGAGCCUUCUAAGCAGGCUCCUGUCAAGCUAACGGUUUAUUUUUUAUAAAGCCGUUUUGUAAAACUGA
Messenger RNA from Diceros bicornis minor, 1483 nucleotides. RefSeq names its product TNF receptor superfamily member 6b (gene TNFRSF6B). Gene Ontology annotation, molecular function: protein binding. Lineage: Eukaryota; Metazoa; Chordata; Mammalia; Perissodactyla; Rhinocerotidae. The record is from RefSeq and is a predicted model, not a curated record. Bases 438 to 1346 code for a protein of 302 amino acids. The transcript has 3 exons.